Messenger RNA from Colletotrichum karsti, 927 nucleotides. RefSeq names its product SMP-30/Gluconolaconase/LRE-like region. Lineage: Eukaryota; Fungi; Ascomycota; Sordariomycetes; Glomerellales; Glomerellaceae. Gene Ontology annotation, molecular function: calcium ion binding; gluconolactonase activity. The coding region runs from base 1 to 927 and encodes 308 amino acids. The transcript is spliced from 2 exons. Gene Ontology annotation, biological process: L-ascorbic acid biosynthetic process. The record is from RefSeq and is a predicted model, not a curated record.
AUGGCGUCGCUUCAGCAGUGGAAGGUAGACAAGCCCUACCUCAACAUCCACUGCGGCCUGGGCGAGGGGCCGUACUACGACAAGAAGAACAACGUCCUGCGCUUCGUCGACAUCAAGAAGAAGCAGGUCCACUUCGUCGACCUCGCCCGGGGCCCCGGGUCCCUGCGCACGCUGCAGCUCGACGUCCCCGUCGGCGUCACGGCCGACAUUGCGGGCGUCGACCCCGCCGUCGGCAUCCUGGUCGGCCUCAAGUACGGCAUCGCCGAGCUCGACGUCCGGUCCGGCCGGUACGAGUACCUCGCCGAGCUUCACCCCGGCCGCCGCAGGGAGCGCCUCAGGGCCAACGACGGCGCCGUCGACCCCCACGGCCGCUUCUGGCUCGGCACCAUGACGGAUUUCGGGCUGGGCGAUUUUCAGGUUGAAGGCGCCCUGCACCGCUUCGACGGCAAGUCGGGCCACGAGGAGGUCCUCAGCGACCUCCUGAUCCCCAACUCGGUGGGGUGGUCUCCCGACAACAAGACCAUGUACUUCACGCACUCGACGGACCGCAAGGUGUACGCGUGGGACUACGACAUCGACGCCGACGCCGCCGCGGGAGGCGCGCCCUCCAACAAGCGCGUCUUCUACACGCACGACGGCCCCGGCGAGCCCGACGGGUUCCGCGUCGACGUCGAGGGCAACCUCUGGCACGCCGUCUACGGCGAGGGCCGCGUGCUCAAGAUCUCGCCCGAGGGAAAGCUCGUCGGCGAGGUCCUCCUGCCCACCAAGGCCAUCACGUGCGUGCAGUUCGUCGGCACGGAGCUGUUCGUCACGACGGCGUCGCUGGACGAGGGCGAGGGCACCGAGGAGCAGCGCGAGUACGGGGGCGCGCUGUUCCGCGUCGACGUCGGGGUCGAGGGGCUCGGGUUCUUUGAGUUUAAGCUCUGA